AUGGUUGUGUACCAGUCACCAGGCUUGGCUGUGUACCAGUCACCAGGCUUGGCUGUGUACCAGUCACCAGGCUUGGCUGUGUACCAGUCACCAGGGAUGGUUGUGUACCAGUCACCAGGCUUGGCUGUGUACCAGUCACCAGGCUUGGCUGUGUACCAGUCACCAGGCUUGGCUGUGUACCAGUCACCAGGGAUGGUUGUGUACCAGUCACCAGGCUUGGCUGUGUACCAGUCACCAGACUUGGCUGUGUACCAGUCACCAGGCUUGGCUGUGUACCAGUCACCAGGCUUGGCUGUGUACCAGUCACCAGGCUUGGCUGUGUACCAGUCACCAGGCUUGGCUGUGUACCAGUCACCAGGCUUGGCUGUGUAUCAGUCACCAGGCUUGGCUGUGUACCAGUCACCAGGCUUGGCUGUGUACCAGUCACCAGGGAUGGCUGUGUACCAGUCACCAGGCUUGGCUGUGUACCAGUCACCAGGAAUGGUUGUGUACCAGUCACCAGGGAUGGUUGUGUCACCAGGGAUGGCUGUGCUUGUAAUCUUCUCUAGAUUUAGCUAA
This is a messenger RNA of Procambarus clarkii (red swamp crayfish), 558 nucleotides long. The record is from RefSeq and is a predicted model, not a curated record. NCBI's taxonomy places the organism in Eukaryota, Metazoa, Arthropoda, Malacostraca, Decapoda, Cambaridae.